AACCAGGCAACCAACCUACAGUGGAGCAGCUCAUUGUGCAGAGAUGGCCAUGGUAUGCCUCACAGACUUUGAGGAGUACGCAAAGGAACAUCUUUCAAAGGCCAUCUGGGAUUAUUAUGCAGCUGGAGCGGACGAAUGCUGCACCAGAGAUGACAAUCUGCUGGCUUACAAAAGGAUCCGUUUGAGGCCUCGUGUUUUGCGGGACGUAUUAGUCAGUGACACAUGCACCACAGUGCAGGGAACAGAAAUGAGCUUUCCCGUUGGUAUUGCACCUACAGCCUUCCACUGCCUGGCCUGGCAGGAAGGAGAGAUAGCCACAGCUCGCGCCACCGAGGCCCUCAACACCUGCUACAUCACCAGCACGUACUCCACCUGCUCUGUGGAGGAGAUCGCUGCAGCAGCGCCCAACGGUUACCGCUGGUUCCAGCUCUAUGUGUACCGGGACAGGAAGCUGUCUGAGCAGCUCGUGCAUCGGGUGGAAGCACUCGGUUACAAGGCCCUGGUCUUCACAGUCGAUGUCCCAUACACUGGAAAGCGCCGCAACGACAUUCGCAACCAGUUCAGGCUACCACCGCACCUCAAGGUCAAGAACUUUGAGGGAGUGUUCCAAGAGACGAGUGUCCCAGAGGAGUAUGGGAUCCCGGCCAACACCUUGGACCCCUCUAUCAGCUGGAAGGACAUCUACUGGCUACAGUCUAUCACUCGCCUUCCCAUCAUUGUCAAGGGCAUCCUGACCAAGGAGGAUGCUGAGCUGGCCGUGGAGCACGGUGUCCAGGGUAUAAUUGUGUCCAACCAUGGGGGGAGACAGCUGGACGGCGGCCCGGCAUCAAUUGAUGCUCUGGUAGAGAUUGUGGACGUGGUGGCAGGCAGAAUUGAGAUUUAUGUAGAUGGAGGAAUCAGGACAGGAAGUGAUGUCCUAAAAGCACUGGCCUUGGGAGCCAAGUGUGUGUUCAUUGGCCGUCCAGCAGUGUGGGGCCUUGCAUACAAGGGGGAGGAAGGAGUAAGGGAAGUUCUUCAGAUCCUGAAUGAUGAGUUCCGUCUUUCCAUGGCUUUAGCAGGUUGCAGAAAUGUAGCUGAAAUCAACAGGAACCUGGUUCAGUUUUCCAAACUUUGACAUGGCAGCACAGGGCGGUCUACAAGAUGAUGAUGGCACCAAUUUAGAAGGAUUCUGGCCUGAAUUAAACUAAGCCUGAGAUGUAAUGAUGAAAACAUCAAGCCUGGUUGACCUCGGAACACAUUUCUUCCAGGAAAUCACAGGACAUGGAAACUGCCCUAAUAUUUUAUUCACAGCUUUUGCCUGACAUCAGACUUGUAAUGUUCCCUCAUUGUAUGAGUGACAGAAUGUUGUGAGAAAGAGAGUUAGUGGAAGAUUAAGAAAUCAAUUAAUAAAAGUGUUUUUGCUUUGGUAACAGAA
Molecule: messenger RNA, 1414 nt
Organism: Girardinichthys multiradiatus
Lineage: Eukaryota; Metazoa; Chordata; Actinopteri; Cyprinodontiformes; Goodeidae
Gene: hao2
Product: hydroxyacid oxidase 2 (long chain)
Exons: 8
Coding region: 44-1114 (356 amino acids)
Molecular function (GO): oxidoreductase activity; FMN binding
Source: RefSeq, a predicted model, not a curated record